GGAGCGCGGGCCUGGGCGCGGGUGCUGGGCAGGGCGCACCGGGCGCUCCGCGCUGCCGCCUUCCCACCAUGCUCAAGCGCUGCGGCCGGCGCCUGCUGUUGGCGCUGGCGGGCGCGCUGCUCGCCUGCCUACUGGUGCUCACCGCCGACCCGCCGCCGCCCCAGCUGCCUGAGCGCGGCCGGCGCGCGCUGCGCAGCCUGGCUGGCCCCGCGGGGGCGGCCCCGGUGCCCGGGCUGGGGGCGGCGGCGGCGCCCGGAGCGCUGGCCCGCGAGGUGCACAGCCUGUCCCAGUACUUCAGCCUGCUGACCCGCGCGCGCAGAGACGCGGCCCCGCCACCCGGGGUCGCCUCCCGCCCCGCCGAUGGCCACCCGCGGCCCCCGGCCGAGCCGCUCGCGCCCCGUGACGUCUUCAUUGCGGUCAAGACUACCAAAAAGUUUCACCGCGCGCGUCUCGACUUGUUGCUGGAGACCUGGAUCUCGCGCCACAAGGAGAUGACGUUCAUCUUCACGGACGGGGAUGACGAAGCCCUGGCCAGGCACACGGGCAACGUGGUCAACACGAACUGCUCAGCCGCCCACAGCCGCCAGGCCUUGUCCUGCAAGAUGGCCGUGGAAUACGACCACUUCAUCGAGUCGGGGAGGAAGUGGUUCUGCCACGUGGACGACGACAAUUACGUCAACCUGCGGGCCCUGCUGCGGCUGCUGGCUAGCUACCCGCACACACAGGACGUCUACAUCGGCAAACCCAGCCUGGACCGGCCCAUCCAGGCCACCGAGCGGGUCAGCGAGAACAAGGUGCGUCCUGUCCACUUCUGGUUUGCCACGGGUGGGGCUGGCUUCUGCAUCAGCCGUGGGCUGGCCCUGAAGAUGAGCCCGUGGGCCAGCGGGGGCCACUUCAUGAGCACGGCUGAGCGGAUCCGGCUCCCCGACGACUGCACCAUCGGCUACAUCGUGGAGGCCCUGCUGGGCGUGCCCCUCAUCCGCAGCGGCCUCUUCCACUCCCACCUGGAGAACCUCCAGCAGGUGCCUGCCUCCAAGCUCCAUGAGCAGGUGACCCUGAGCUAUGGCAUGUUUGAAAACAAGCGGAACGCUGUCCACAUGAAGGGGCCCUUCUCGGUGGAGGCUGACCCAUCCAGGUUCCGCUCCAUCCACUGCCACCUGUACCCGGACACACCCUGGUGUCCCCGCACUGCCAUCUUCUAGCAGCCAUAGCUGAGACCCCAUCCCUGGGUGCCCCUGGUAUCCAAAGGGCCCAGGGACCCCGUCGUGCCGCCCUUGCCUCGGCAUUCGAGGCUCUCCCAGGGCUGUGCCUGCACGUGCGUGUAUGUGUAUCGUGUGCCCGCCUGUGUAGCAGACUGCUGGUCAGUUCUGCUCUGCAGGGGCCAGCAGAAGUGCCACUUGUCUGUGUCCCUGUGCUCUGAGGCUCUGUGGGCUUCAGAGGAUUUGGAUGUUGGAAGUGACUCUGAGGGCAGUUCUGUUAGUAUUUUUGGAUCUUUUUGCAGCCUGGAGUGCUGGGCUACCCUGCAGGGACACGUGGGUGCCUUUCUCUCCCUGCUGAGCACAGGCUGUGUGCCUGGGAGCCUGGCCCCUGCCCGGAGCCCCCAGCACAGCUGCGCCGUGCUCAGCACAGGGGAGGCUGGUUUUGGGGUGAGUGGUCCCAGCCCCCGCCCUGCUAAGCUCUGGCCUGGGCACAGUGGCUCAGGAACAGCAGACACUGCCCAGUCCCUGGUUCCCGGGGCCACCCCAUGAAGCCCCUGGUGGCCGUCCAGCUUGGUGACCAGUGGCUCCCCUCUCAGCCUUCCUAGGAGGGUCUUCCCUGCCCCCGCCCUGCUAAGCUCUGGCCUGGGCACAGUGGCUCAGGAACAGCAGACACUGCCCAGUCCCUGGUUCCCGGGGCCACCCCAUGAAGCCCCUGGUGGCCGUCCAGCUUGGUGACCAGUGGCUCCCCUCUCAGCCUUCCUAGGAGGGUCUUCCCUUUGUCUCCCCAGCAUCGGGUGAGUCAGAGCCGAGCAUUUUAUCUCCUCUCCAAAGUAGAGAGAACGUCGCCCACAGUGGGUGUGUCUGUAAAUAUUGUGACAGUAAUUUUUUACUGUGCCUUUUUUUUUUGCAAGGGGGUGGGUAAAAAGUAGGGUGUUUUUGUGUUUUCAGGGGGUGGGGGAGGGUCUUAUUUUAUCUUUUCUGUGGAUCAGAAAAAGCAGAAGCCAAACUUGGGAUGGUCUUUGUUGUCAAAGCUGAAGUGGCCGUGUGUGACGCUCUAUGUAUUUAUGUUCCAGUAUCUGGAAUCUCCCGCCCUGCCCCUCGCAGCCGCCAUCCCCGCCGGGCCCAGCUCGGCUCCCCUGUCUCGUCGGGGGCGUUUUGUGUUCUGUUUCUCUCUUUGCAAAGGCAUAGCUAGGAAAGCCAGUGGUAAGGGAAUGUUCUCAGGGAAUUGAAGUGUUGUUGCUAUGGUGACGUCCUUUGCUGUGAAUAAAGGUGCUCUGUGCAGCGA
Lemur catta (Ring-tailed lemur) is the source of this 2484-nucleotide messenger RNA. It is a transcript of the gene LFNG, whose product is annotated as LFNG O-fucosylpeptide 3-beta-N-acetylglucosaminyltransferase. The coding region runs from base 69 to 1202 and encodes 377 amino acids. Gene Ontology annotation, molecular function: O-fucosylpeptide 3-beta-N-acetylglucosaminyltransferase activity. Lineage: Eukaryota; Metazoa; Chordata; Mammalia; Primates; Lemuridae. The transcript has 8 exons. The record is from RefSeq and is a predicted model, not a curated record. Gene Ontology annotation, biological process: pattern specification process; regulation of Notch signaling pathway. Gene Ontology annotation, cellular component: Golgi membrane.